AUGUCUUACUACGGUGGACAACCUUACUAUCAGGAUCGCCCUCCUUAUGAGCGUCCUCCCUCCGAUAGACCUCCCUACGAGCGCCCUCCAUAUGACAGACCUCCCUAUGAUCGCCCGCCUUCCGACAGACCUCCCUACCAGGGUUCUCCCUACGAGCGACCUCCCUACCAGGGUGGCCCCCCUCCUCCAGAGCGACCUCCCUACGAAGGCGGCGAGCGUUCCUUCGAUUCUCGCCCUCCCUACGCCAGUCCCCCUCCCUCCUCCCGGCCUCCUCCGGUUCCUCCCCCUCCUCUUCCCAUGGGCUGGACCCAGGAAUGGGAGCCCAACAUGCGCCGCGCUUAUUUUGUCGAGGUCUCCACCGGCCGCUCCCAGUGGGAGCCUCCUCUAGGCGACUCCGACGGAUCUCGUGACCUGGCCGGACCCCCGGCCGAAUACUACGGUGCCCCUUCCCCUGCGCCCCCGCCGCCAGCGGGCGGAUACUACCCCCAUCAACAGGGCGAAUACUCUCCACCCCAGCAGAGCGGUGACUAUGUCGACCCCGAGCAGCAGAAGAAGGAAGAGCGGAAGAAGAUGAUGAUCGGUGCUGCCGCUGGUCUGGCCCUCGGUGUUGCUGGUGGUGCUCUGUUGAACCACGAACUGGAGGAGCACUCGGGUUCGAGCUCGGAUGAGGAGCGUGAAGGCUCCCCCGAGGCCGAAAUUUACCACGAGCGUGAAGUGUAUAUCGAGCGUGAUGUCGAGCGCGAUGAAGAGCCUGCCUACGAGCCCGAUGACUGGUAG
This is a messenger RNA of Aspergillus saccharolyticus JOP 1030-1, 777 nucleotides long. RefSeq names its product WW domain protein. Gene Ontology annotation, molecular function: protein binding. The record is from RefSeq and is a predicted model, not a curated record. Lineage: Eukaryota; Fungi; Ascomycota; Eurotiomycetes; Eurotiales; Aspergillaceae. The transcript has 2 exons. The coding region runs from base 1 to 777 and encodes 258 amino acids.